AUCAGCAAAGGGAGCCUAAGUUUUCCUCUACCCUUCUUCCUUUCUGCUUGUGCAGAGCACCUCUUUUGUGGACACACACAGAAAACAUAUCCUUGGGAGUAGGCUUUUGGAAAGGAGGAAUCAGAGUGGAGUUCCCAUCAUGAGGUGGGUGUGCCAUAUGAAACCAAGCUGAUACUAUAUUCCUUGCCAUCAUCAACUGUGUAGGUUUAUGAAGACAAGCAGUCAUCCAACAGUGAUAUAUGAUGGGUGUGCCAUAUGAAACCAAGCUGAUACUAUAUUCCUUGCCAUCAUCAACUGUGUGGGUUUAUGAAGACAAGCAGUCAUCCCACAGUGAUAUAUGUGUCAUCCACUCAUGGGCUUGUCGUCAUCGUCACCAUCUCCUCUGUCGCUUCUCUGCCUUCUGUGCGCCGCCUCUCUUCUCCUCGUUGUUAAUGGCCUGAACGGCGAAGGCACCGCACUCCUCUCCUUCAAGGCUGGCAUCAGGGAGGACCCCAGUGGCUCCCUUGCAAGCUGGAACUCUUCCGACCAGGACCCCUGCUCCUGGAACGGGAUCACCUGCAGGGGUGUCUCGGUGGUCGCUCUAAGCCUGCCGAAGAAGAAGCUGGUAGGCUACCUCCCCUCUGCUCUCGGCUCCCUCCGAUCUCUGAGGCACGUCAACCUUCGGAACAACAGGCUCUUCGGCAACCUCUCCGCCGGCCUCUUCGCCGCCCGUGGGCUACAAAGUUUGGUCCUUUACGGGAAUUUCUUGUCCGGGUCGCUCCCGCCGGAGAUCGGCCAGCUUCUGUACCUUCAGAACUUGGACCUUUCCGGCAACCUGUUCGCCGGCUCGUUGCCGACCUCUUUGAUCCAGUGCAAGCGGUUGAAGGCCCUCGUCCUGAGCCACAACAACUUCACCGGUCCUUUGCCCCUUGGUUUCGGUAGUAGCCUUGCUGGGUUGGGGAAGCUCGAUCUUUCUUACAACGGAUUCGAUGGUCCGAUUCCGAGUGACGUCGGUAAUCUUACUAGGCUUCAAGGAACCCUGGAUUUGUCCCACAACCGGUUCUCUGGCUCGAUCCCGCCGAGCCUUGGAAAUCUGCCGGAGAAGGUCUACAUCGAUCUCACCUAUAACAAUCUCAGCGGGCCGAUACCCCAAAAUGGGGCUCUGGAGAACAGAGGACCGACGGCUUUCAUCGGAAAUCCGGACCUUUGUGGCCCGCCGUUGAAGAACCUGUGUCCUUCCGAAGCGCCGCCGUCGAAUCCCUUCCUCCCCAACAAUUAUUCGCCUCCGGCACCUGAGGGAAAUGGCACUUAUAAUGGAAACAGCAGCAAAGGUGUGAGUAAAGCUGCAAUUAUUGCGAUUGUGGUGGGCGAUGUGGUCGGAAUUGUUCUUAUUGCAUUGGUGUUCUUUUACUUUUACUGCAAGGCAACUGCUUCACUCGGCGUCAAAGAAGAUGGAGGGAAUUCUGACACAAGGUUGAAGGGCAGGAAACAAUGUAUGUGCUUUAGGAAGGAGGAAUCAGAGACCUUAUCGGAUAACAUCGAGCAGUAUGAGCUAGUGCCAUUGGAUAGGCAUGUGACCUUUGAUCUUGAUGGACUUUUGAAGGCGUCCGCGUUCGUCUUGGGGAAGAGCGGGAUCGGUAUCGUCUACAAGGUUGUGCUGGACGACGGACCGACUUUGGCUGUGAGGAGGCUGGGGGAAGGAGGAUCACAAAGGUUCAAAGAGUUCCAAACCGAGGUGGAAGCAAUUGGAAAGGUUCGACAUCCUAAUAUUGUUACCCUGAGAGCUUAUUACUGGUCGAUCGAUGAGAAGCUGCUUAUCUAUGAUUAUAUUCCUAAUGGCAGCCUCUCUGCUGCUAUUCAUGGGAGAGCUGGAACAAGGAAUUCGGAACCACUGUCAUGGGAAGUACGCUUAAAGAUCAUGAAAGGAAUAGCAAAGGGCUUGGCUUUCUUGCAUGAAUUCAGUCCGAAGAAGUAUGUUCAUGGCGAUCUCAAGCCUAAUAAUGUGCUACUCGGACUGGAUAUGGAACCCUACAUAUCUGAUUUUGGGGUCGGACGUCUGGCAAACAUUGCAGGAGGAUCUCCAUUUUUGCAGUCGGACAGAAUAGCCGUUGAGAAAACUCAGAGCCAACAAUCAGAUGUUGCAUUCGGUCCCGUCAUAAGUAGGGGAUCAUGUUAUCAGGCUCCUGAGGCAUUGAAGACCCUGAAACCAUCUCAAAAAUGGGACGUUUACGCAUAUGGAGUGAUUCUAUUAGAACUGAUCUCUGGCAGGUCUCCACUAGUUCUUUUGGAGACCAUGGAAAUGGACUUGGUCUGCUGGAUUCAGUUUUGUAUCGAAGAGAAAAAACCCCUCUUGGAUGUGUUGGACCCUUUUCUAGCUCAGGAAUUGGAUAGAGAAGAUGAAAUUAUCACAGUGCUGAAAAUUGCCCUGGCUUGUGUUCAAGUUGAUCCUGAAAAGAGACCAUCAAUGAGGCAUGCCACCGAUACCAUCCAAAGAUUGAUCAACAAGAACUAGAGAUGCUCACUACAACCGCAAAGAUUGCAGCUCAUAUAUAAUUAUUAUUGCACUGUCGAUCAUUGUAAGAGUUCAUUCUGCAACAUUGUCUUUGUUCGAAUCGCCAACCCGUCGAACCAUCACGGCAUUCCAACAUAAGCGAAGCCUACCAAUCUUUGUUGUUGGUUGCUCCAAAAAAGACAUCUUUGCUUAGAUUAUCAUGCAUCGAAGCUAUUAUCACUGCAUCUUCACUUUGGAGCUUGCAGCAGUUUGUUUGUAUUGGUGUUGUACUGAGAUUGUGUUACUUAUCAACAUAGGAGAAAUAUGGUCCAGUGGAAGAAAAUGUUUGUGAUCUCAUGAUAAACUCUUUGCUCGAUUGUAUGGUCUGACUCAUUGGCCUGCCUUUCUGUUCACCACUAAACCUUUUAGGCAUAGGGUGAGGCUGUCUUGAGAAUCUUUAUCUUAGGCUCAUGUCCCAUCUGUUGUCAUGAUGACUGGAACUCCAUUCAUUUUAUGGCUAAAGGACACCAAUCAACCAGGCUUGCAGGAUACCCCAUGAGACCUCGAUAGAGCAUGAUGUUUCCUCUUGGGGCUCACCAUCAGAGGCCAUGUUUGGACCAGCAACAAAAUGUUGGAGACUGCUCAUUUGUCUCAAGGGUUGCAAGUUUUCCUGGUUUUCUUGUCUGGAUUCCAGCACCAUGUUCUUUGUGAGACCAGUGUGGGAAAGUGAUCUGAGAUGGGGCAGAAUCCUAGAUGAUUGUUGUGUUCUUGUAUUUGGAACACUAGAAU
Musa acuminata AAA Group (dessert banana) is the source of this 3259-nucleotide messenger RNA. RefSeq names its product receptor protein kinase-like protein ZAR1. The transcript has 5 exons. Gene Ontology annotation, molecular function: ATP binding; protein binding; protein kinase activity. Gene Ontology annotation, biological process: protein phosphorylation. Lineage: Eukaryota; Viridiplantae; Streptophyta; Magnoliopsida; Zingiberales; Musaceae. The coding region runs from base 338 to 2491 and encodes 717 amino acids. The record is from RefSeq and is a predicted model, not a curated record.